AUGACCAGCGAGACUCUACAAUUCCGCAUCGCCACCCCAGACGAUGCACCACAAAUCCAAAACCUAAUACAGUCCGCCUUCCGCGCCGAAGACACCAGAGACAGAUGGAUAGGGAGCCCCGAGCUCGCGUCACAGUUCCACAUCGGCGCCGACGAGGUGCUAGCCAGCAUCACCCGGCCCGACGGCGCGGUCCUCGUGGCCACGGACGCCACCACCGGCGCCCUCGUGGCCUCGGUCGAGGCCACGAGGCGCGGCGGCGCCGACCUCUCGGCGCGGCUCUCGAUGCUCGCGGUGGACAGCGCGCGCCAGCGUGGGGGUCUGGGCCGCCGCGUCCUCGCCCACGCCGAGGACUACUGCCGGGUGAGCUGGGGGGCGCGGCGGCUGGGGCUCAACGCGCUGUCGACGCGGGAGGCGCUCAUUGCCUGGUACGUGCGCUGCGGGUUCAGGAGGACCGGGGGGACGUCUGCGUUCCCGCGGGAGCGGUUCGAGGGGGUGGACCUACCCCGGGACUUGUGCUUUGUUGAGCUGGAGAAGGAUCUGGAUGCUGUUGGUGGGAGAUAG
Diaporthe citri is the source of this 561-nucleotide messenger RNA. RefSeq lists its product as uncharacterized. Gene Ontology annotation, molecular function: acyltransferase activity, transferring groups other than amino-acyl groups. The transcript has a single exon. NCBI's taxonomy places the organism in Eukaryota, Fungi, Ascomycota, Sordariomycetes, Diaporthales, Diaporthaceae. The record is from RefSeq and is a predicted model, not a curated record. Bases 1 to 561 code for a protein of 186 amino acids.